Messenger RNA from Salvia hispanica, 2402 nucleotides. RefSeq names its product sulfate transporter 1.3-like. Gene Ontology annotation, molecular function: secondary active sulfate transmembrane transporter activity. The record is from RefSeq and is a predicted model, not a curated record. Lineage: Eukaryota; Viridiplantae; Streptophyta; Magnoliopsida; Lamiales; Lamiaceae. Gene Ontology annotation, biological process: sulfate transmembrane transport. Gene Ontology annotation, cellular component: membrane.
UCUCUCUCUCCAUAACUCAUCUCCCCUUUUCUCUCUCAGAAGUGAGAACAUACAGUCGAAAACUGACGUGUUUGGUUAUCUUGAUCAAUCAAUUUGCUUCAUCUCCACCAUCAAGUUGACCUUCUCCACACUCUACAACUGUGUUCAUAACUCAAUUUCCAGAUUAAAUAAUUAUUUACAUAUUAUUAAAUCUGUGAUUGUUUUCAACGCUUUCUUGUUCAUUGAAUCUGGACGGAAUUCCGCCUCUCCUCUCAGUUUCUUGAAGACGUGAUGAGGAUGUGUUGCAAUGCAAUUUGCCAACUGCUGCCUUAAGUCACAUCAACUCUAAAUUUAAGUUAAGGAAGGAUGAGUCGCAUCGGAGAUGAAGCAGGCGACAUUGCGAGCGCCGCCUCCUCCCGCCGCCACGAGCAUUACGUGCACAAGGUGGGGAAGCCGCCGAAGCAGCGGUUGGUGGACGAGAUAAGCCACACCUUCAAAGAGACAUUCUUCCACGACGACCCUCUCCGCCCGUUCAAGGACCAGCCCAAGUCCAAGAUGCUCUUGCUCGGGGCCCAGGCCGUUUUCCCUAUCCUCGAAUGGGGCCGCCGCUACAAGCUCAGCAUGCUUAAAGGCGACAUCAUCGCCGGCCUCACCAUCGCCAGUCUCUGCAUCCCUCAGGAUAUCGGAUACGCCAAGCUGGCUAAUUUGGAUCCUCAGUAUGGCCUGUAUAGCAGCUUUGUUCCGCCGUUGAUUUACGCCAUGAUGGGGAGCUCCAGGGAUAUAGCGAUUGGCCCGGUGGCGGUGGUGUCUCUCCUGCUCGGGAGUAUGCUUCGAGCAGAGAUCGACCCCAAGUUGCAUAAGGAUGACUACGAGCGCCUUGCCUUUACCGCUACCUUUUUCGCUGGAAUUACUCAGUUUGUUCUUGGUUUCUUCAGGCUGGGAUUCUUGAUCGACUUUCUAUCGCAUGCUGCGAUUGUGGGGUUUAUGGGGGGCGCGGCCAUCACCAUCAGCCUUCAGCAGCUCAAGGGUUUGCUCGGUAUAAAGUCCGCCCGCUUCACCAAGAAAACCGACAUUGUAUCUGUCAUGCGCUCCGUCUGGACUAAUGCAAAUCAUGGGUGGAACUGGCAGACCAUUGUGAUAGGGGUUUCAUUCUUGGCCUUUCUACUCACUGCCAAGUUUAUUGGAAAGAAGAAGAGGAAACUCUUCUGGGUUCCGGCGAUAGCUCCCUUGAUCUCAGUCGUCCUCUCCACCUUCUUCGUAUUCAUCACUCAUGCAGAAGAUGAUGGAGUCGAAAUUGUACGACACAUCGAGAAAGGCAUAAACCCUAGCUCCCUCCACCGAAUCUUCUUCUCCGGAACCUACCUUGCGAAAGGAUUCAAGAUUGGCGCAGUCGCAGGACUUGUCGCACUAACUGAAGCUGUGGCGAUCGGGAGGACAUUCGCGGCCAUGAAGGACUACCACUUGGACGGGAACAAGGAAAUGGUGGCGUUAGGAUCGAUGAACAUCAUUGGAUCGAUGACGUCUUGCUAUGUGGCGACAGGGUCGUUCUCGCGGUCAGCUGUGAACUACAUGGCUGGAUGCAAGACCGCCAUGUCGAACAUAGUGAUGUCAAUGGUGGUGCUGCUGACUCUGUUCCUGAUCACUCCUCUGUUCAAGUACACCCCCAAUGCCAUCUUGGCCUCCAUCAUUAUCUCGGCCGUCGUUGGCCUCUUGGACUAUGAAGCCAUGCUCCUCAUAUGGAAGAUCGACAAGUUCGAUUUCGUUGCCUGUAUGGGAGCUUUCUUUGGGGUGGUCUUCAUCGGCGUUGAGAUGGGGCUUCUCAUUGCGGUCGCCAUUUCCUUGGCUAAAAUCCUGCUUCAAGUCACUCGGCCGCGUAUUGCUAUUCUUGGGAAAGUCCCCAGAACUUCAGUUUACCGGAACAUCCAGCAGUAUCCUGAGGCUACUAAGAUUUCUGGUCUUGUUAUUGUCCGUGUCGACUCCGCCAUCUACUUCUCCAACUCCAAUUACGUUCGGGAAAGGAUAUUGAGGAUUCUGGAGGAUGAGGAGGAAAUAGAAAAGCAGAAGAUACAUCAUUUGAUCAUUGAUAUGUCACCUGUGACAGAUAUAGACACAAGUGGGAUUCAUUCCAUGGAAGAUCUUCACAAGGCUCUGAAAAAGAGAGAUAUUGAGCUUGUGUUAGCAAAUCCGGGGCAGGCAGUGCUGGACAAGCUGCACGCGUCCGACUUUGCUGAGGCAGUCGGAGACGAGAGGAUCUUCCUCGGCGUGGCGGAUGCUAUCUCCACUUUGGUUCCCAAAAUGCAGCCUUGAGAGAUCACAUUUGAGGUGUGUGUGUUUGUGUUAUUUUGAGGAGUGUAUGUGUACACAUCUUUGUUGUGUUUCAUGAUGAUUGUGAGUUUGUAACAAAAGCAUUUUUUUUUUCUCUA